AUGCAGUGAACCAACGGCGGAUCGGAUGCAGCUCUCCCUUGUGUAAAGGGGAAGUGGCGCCGGCGAAGCACCCCACCCCACCGCCGCCGCCGCGCACCUAGCUGCGGAAAGAGCCCAGCAAUCGAGAUACGACAUGCCGCCGAUGAAGAUUAUCUCACGCUUGAUUCCUCGCCUCUCUCCCUCAGGGCACCGCUUCGCCUCUACAGGUCCACCUCUCCACAAUGCAUCUGCUUCACCUCGCUGGAAGCCAUCAGAGAUUGCACACCAAGUUCCUCCCAGCUUCCCUACAGCCAGUCCACCGACCCGUCGUGUUUCCCGAUUUCCUCAUCGACAUAGGCACAUGGCCAGUAGCAGCAGAGUAAAAGGCGAGGACCUGCCUAAACCCCUUUCUGCCAAGGAUUUUAUUAUAUCCCUGGGCAUGGAAAACCUCAAGGAUGUCGAUACAACCAAGGUCAUUACUCGGUAUACCUAUGUCCCUCCUGCCGAUAGUGUUGAACAUAAGGUGAAACCAAGUGGGGAUGCCAUUUUGGAUAAGCUGAGCAGUGUUGACAAAGAGAGCUUGGCUGCACCGGAGCCUGAUUAUGUAAUGGAGAUAUUCCCAAAUAGCGGCCAUCGCGAUGGUUCCAUAUACAGCGGCACAGAUGAUUGGAAAAUCGACUAUCGUAUUGCUGACCGCAAUGAGACUUGGCUGGAGGCAAUGAUGUUUUCAGAUCCCACAGAUUGCAGAAUGCACAAUGGAAUUUGCGAGUCACAUGCAAGUCGUCACAUGUUGCAGUUUUUGUCAUUAAGGUUGGCUAAAAUUCCUGCAGAGCUUGGCUCAGUCGAGUUAUAUGGAUACAUCGCAGCUCGGGAUAAUAUGAAUCCAUUACUUAAUUAUAUCGUCCACUUUAGCAGGGAUGAUCCCAUCAUCGUGAAGCAGGGUUCUCUCAUCCACAUGGCUGGCCCUAAGCGAGCAAUUGAAUUGGUUGGUACUAUUCUAAUUGAAUAUGACAUGAAGAUCAAGGCAGGCGAACAUGAAAAAGAAGAUCUACAGGUGAUCGAUGGUAUAUCAUGCUUGGAUAACAUAGACACAUGGGAUCGUACCCCGUUCACAUUUCGCAUCCAAGGCGAUUGUGGUGCAAUUGAUGUAGGUGUCUCACGUCUUAGCUUUGCGUAUGAGGCGACCGUAGAAGUUGUUGUAUCACAAGUGCAAAGCAGUUUCAGCAUGUGUAUCGGUUGUUUUACCAGUGGCUUAGAUGAAGAAAUCCGGCUCUUUGAUGGUGCUAUUGGUGAGUCACGUGCCUUAAAGAGGUCUGUGGUAGCUGUAGCAAGCGAUGAUGAGAUGGAAUUGAAGUUGAAGGUAGCGGCUGACUCGGGCAUCCCUGCUGAAUAUUGCUGUUGCUUCCAGUCGAAGCAGCAUGGGCGUGCCACUCAAGAGAUAUACACUGGUUUUGCAUUAAUUGAAGUGAAGGUGAUUUGGUCUACUUUGAAUAAGCCAAGAAAAGGCAAAGAAGCUAAGGCAGUUUAGUGUUGUGGGACUGGCAGCGACCAAACACUCUACUACUAAUGAUAUUAACCUUAGAAUUAGAUUUGGCAACUUUGAGUUGUAAUCAAAUCGAACUAGUGUAAAAAAGUAAAUGUUUGACCUGUCUACUUGGGGCUGUUUGAGGAGGGAAGAUCCAUGGGUAUGCCCACCUGAAGGAAUCAUGAAAAUCAACGUAGAUGCAGCCUAUAAUGAGGAUGCAGGGAAAUUUCAUUGCA
Messenger RNA from Lolium perenne, 1740 nucleotides. RefSeq lists its product as uncharacterized. The record is from RefSeq and is a predicted model, not a curated record. NCBI's taxonomy places the organism in Eukaryota, Viridiplantae, Streptophyta, Magnoliopsida, Poales, Poaceae.